This is a messenger RNA of Gastrolobium bilobum, 1632 nucleotides long. RefSeq lists its product as uncharacterized. The coding region runs from base 405 to 1493 and encodes 362 amino acids. Lineage: Eukaryota; Viridiplantae; Streptophyta; Magnoliopsida; Fabales; Fabaceae. The transcript has 9 exons. The record is from RefSeq and is a predicted model, not a curated record.
CAAAAUAUCUCCUUAAACCUCAAUGCAUUCAGCAUUCACUUCCAUGGAGGAUUUUCUCUCUUGAACCUUCAAACAUUCCUUCAACUUCAACACCCAAUUAUCACCCUUGUCAAGUUUUCCCUAAAUUUUCAUUCUUUUAACCUUUCUAUAAGUUGAUGCAUCCUUUUCAAGCUAAUUUAGCUUGAACUAGCUGGUGGGGUUUUCUUAAUUCGUCGACAUAAACAGUGUUUUGCUUCUUUCUUUUAUUUUCUUUUUGUGUUGGAGAUUCAGGAACUGGGUGUGAGAUGAAAACAACUUUGACUCGAGGGUGUCAUAGUCAUGCAUGGAAACAAUCUUGAAUUCAAAAGCAGUUAGUGAUUACUUAAAUUCCCGAAAGACAUGCGGCCAUCCUUCUUUCUGCUGAAAUGAAGAACUUGCAGAGCACAGAAGAAUUACAGUCAUCAACUCAAGUUUCUCAUGAGCCCAAGAGUGAACCACCAAACAAUCACACAACUGAUGCUCCUGUUACAGACUCAGGUUCAGCAUCUGCUUCAAGCAAUGAUAGCAAAAAGGUUUCACGUCAGGAUAUUGAGCUUGUCCAGAAUUUAAUAGAAAGGUGCUUGCAGUUAUAUAUGAAUAAAGAUGAAGUGGUUAAAACACUGCUGACUCGAGCAAAGAUAGAUCCUGGAUUUACAACUCUUGUAUGGCAGAAGUUGGAAGAAGAGAAUGCUGAUUUCUUCAGGGCCUACUAUAUCAGGCUAAAAUUGAAAAAGCAAAUACUUUUGUUCAAUCAUUUACUUGAGUAUCAGUAUCAUCUGAUGAAGUCUCCCAUGCCUGCAAAGGUUCCUUUGGCUCCAAUACAGAAUGGAAUCCAUCCGAUGCCGGUCAACAACCUACCUAUGGGAUACCCAGUGCUACAGCAUCCUCCCAUUCCAGCAACUGGUCAACCUCAUAUUGAUUCCAUAGGUUGUGGUAUAUCAAGUUGUCACGUGGUUAAUGGAGUCCCUGCACCGAGCAAUUAUCAUCCCAUUCGGAUGAAUUCUGGGAAUGAUAUGGUGAUGGACCACAGUGCUGACAUGGCUCCUGUUAUUCCACCAAAUGGCGCAAUGUCAUCUGUCUCAGAAAUGCCCGUGAGUCCGACAUCAGUAGCAUCAAGUGGUCAUUUCCCCUUCACUGCAUCAGAAAUAUCAGGAAUGGGCACAGAUGCGUCUGCUCUUGACACAGCAUUUACAUCUGACGUGGCAAGUUCGGUAGGACUCCAACUUGCACCAGAUGGCGGCAAUGGAAUUUCCAGAUCUCUGGAUCAAAUUCAGUGGAAUUUUAGCCUAUCUGAUCUAACAGCAGAUUUGCCAAACUUGGGAGAUCUAGGAGCUCUGGGAAACUAUCCUGGUUCACCAUUUCUGCCAUCUGAUUCGGACAUUUUGCUUGAAUCUCCGGAUCAACAGGAUAUAGUGGAUGACUUCUUUGUUAAUUCUGAGCCCCCAUGUUCUCAAUCAGACGAGGAGAAAUCUUAAGGUGAGGCAAGUUGCAUGUUUCACGUUAAUUGUUAGGUUAGGAAAAAUUAGGAUUAAUAAAUGUCAUCUAGCUUACUUGGCAUACAGGCUUUUACUGUUACCCAAGUGUAGGCAGUUAGGCACCCUGAUCAAUAUCAUC